Dioscorea cayenensis subsp. rotundata (Guinea yam) is the source of this 324-nucleotide messenger RNA. RefSeq names its product probable protein S-acyltransferase 23. The transcript is spliced from 3 exons. Gene Ontology annotation, cellular component: Golgi membrane. Gene Ontology annotation, molecular function: protein binding; palmitoyltransferase activity. Gene Ontology annotation, biological process: protein palmitoylation. Lineage: Eukaryota; Viridiplantae; Streptophyta; Magnoliopsida; Dioscoreales; Dioscoreaceae. The coding region runs from base 1 to 324 and encodes 107 amino acids. The record is from RefSeq and is a predicted model, not a curated record.
AUGGCGUCCGAUGAUCCUGAAAUCGAGGUCAUCUCCGAUCCAAAUUCCCUGCACAAUGGGAACCCUAGCUCCGGGGAGGUCCGGAACUUCAUAGAGAGGGAGGGGCACACCGUCUCUAAGCCCGAUGGCAAUGGCUACCACGCCCUCCAGUGGGCCACCCUCAAUAACCACGUCGACGUCGCUCAGUAUAUCAUCAAGCAUGGUGGUGAUGUGAACGCGGCUGAUAACACGCAACAAAUAGCGUUGCAUUGGGAGCCUGUCCGAGGAUCGGUGGCCAUCGCGAACGCUCCAGAAACACUAUCGGGAGAACGAAACACCAGAUGA